Cuscuta campestris is the source of this 1871-nucleotide messenger RNA. NCBI's taxonomy places the organism in Eukaryota, Viridiplantae, Streptophyta, Magnoliopsida, Solanales, Convolvulaceae. The record is from the annotation of a GenBank genome assembly.
AGACACUUCCACCUCAGCAACUUCAAGAGUCCAAGAAUGAUACCCAAAUCCAAAAAAAGAAAAAAAAAAGAAAAAGGAAAACUUUCCUGAUGCCAAGAACCAAAGGUUUGCUUCCAUCAAUCCUCUGAGGCUUCUUCCUCUACAGAGAAGUGAGAACCCACCGGCCAUUGUUCGGAUCUGAGCUGCAGAUUUCAAGCUAUGGAAGCGGUCAACGCACCGAGGUUGACCCCACUCUCUGUUCUUUCCGACAGAAGAAACGAACCCAGAAAGACCCCAUUUUUCCCGGCGAAGAAGAAGAGCAUUUCUUCCUCAAUUUCCGCGAAUGGGUCGGCAUUAUCGAGAAACACCAGAGCCAAAGCGCUGACAUACGAGGAAGCUCUCGACCAGUCAAUGAACAGCGCCGGGACCGACUUUGCAGGCGCAAGUGGAGUUCUAGAAACAGUGGCGAACUUUGCCGGAGACAAUCCUGUCUUUGUCGCCGGAAGCGCAGCGAUUCUGGCUGCGCCCCUAAUCGUGUCUCAGCUGCUGAGAAAGCCCAAGCCAUGGGGCAUCGAGUCAGCCAAGACCGCUUAUGGUAAAAUGGGUGAAGAUGCCAAUGCGCAGUUGCUGGAUAUAAGACCGCCUCGUGAGGUGAGGGAGGUGGGGAGGCCGGAUAUCACGGGAUUGAAGAAGAAGGCGGUGACGGUCAGCUAUGACGGCGACGACAAGUCCGGGUUCUUGAAGAAGCUGUCUUUGAAGUUCAAGGAGCCAAAGACCACCACUUUACUCAUUCUAGACAAAUAUGAUGGGAGCUCGGAACUUGUUGCUGAGCUAGUGACAGCAAAUGGGUUUAAAGCUGCGUAUGCAAUCAAAGAUGGAGCAGAAGGAUGGAUGAGCAGUGGUCUACCAUGGAUACCUCCUAAGAGAACAUUGAGCCUUGAGCUCUUCAGCAAUAUCACUGAUGUAUUUGGUGAUGCUCUCGGGGAAGGUGGCGAUGCAGUGACCGCUGGCCUGGGAGUUGCAGCAGCAGCCGGGUUAGGAGUUUUGGCUUUUACGGAGGUAGAAACAAUCCUUCAACUGCUUGGUUCAGCUGCAAUCGUCCAAGUUUUCAGCAAGAAAUUCCUGUUUGCUGAGGACAGAAAGCAAACGCUUCAACAAGUUGACGAGUUCUUGAACACCAAGAUCGCUCCCAAGGAGCUUGUAGACGAGAUUAAGCAAAUAGGGAAAGCACUUUUGCCAACACCAGUAAUUACCAGCAAGGCUCUACCUUCACCUGCAGAGGCGAAAAAUGCAAGACCAGAAGAAGAAGAAGAGGAAGUGACAUCGGCGUCAUCAUCACAGCCAACUCCAUUGCAGCUCAAUUCAGUCGUUAAACCAGAAGCACCACAUUCUACCCCAAAACCCCUCUCUCCUUACCCAAACUACCCGGAUUAUAAACCUCCAUCCUCACCAAUGCCUUCACAGCCAUAGAUUGACAAUCGGUGGUUGCAGCGGAGAACGGUAGAGCUAGCUUGAUGUUCCAUGAAGCUAAGUAUCAAUCAAAGCUAAAGCUAUAUAUAACUACCUGUGUUGCUUGCUGCUAGACAGAUACUUGUUGAGUUUCAGUCCAUUGCCAUAUAUAUGGAAGGGGCAGUAAAAGGAAAGAUCAUUCAAAUCCCACCUAGCUGUUUGGUACUAGAUUUCAUUAUGCCUCUGCUGGGAUGCCAUCAUCAUCAUCAUCAUCAUCAUGUACAUGGGGAUUAAUUAAUGUGGUAACAUCAAAUUAUAAAUACCAUAUAUUGUGAUGAUCAGCCAGUGAACCAUGCACCAACUCACAUCUGCAGAUAUGGCCGGGAUGUCAUCAUGCAUGUGUGCUAUCAUUUCUGUUUCUCAAAUAAGUUUUUGGACUUCAA